Molecule: messenger RNA, 6230 nt
Organism: Microplitis mediator
Lineage: Eukaryota; Metazoa; Arthropoda; Insecta; Hymenoptera; Braconidae
Exons: 11
Coding region: 234-4649 (1471 amino acids)
Biological process (GO): intracellular signal transduction; protein phosphorylation; mitotic cell cycle
Cellular component (GO): cytoplasm; nucleus
Molecular function (GO): histone H3T3 kinase activity; ATP binding
Source: RefSeq, a predicted model, not a curated record
UUUUUGACAGCCAAUCAAAUAAAUAAUUAAACAAUACUACAUACGAUAUUUAUAAUAAAAUAUAUAAGUAUUUGUAACUAAUAAUAGUUGACACCGAUUGUAAAAAGUUUAACAAUAAUCAAUAAAAAAUAAAAUAAUAAACUAGAUACUGGGAUUAUAUUCAAAUUUAUUUAAAUGUCAAGAGAAAGUUUAUUUAUUUUUAAUUAUCGGCAGUAAGUCAAAAAAAUAUAAUAAUGUUUCAAAAACCUGUAAAAACCUACGGGAAAAAAACCCAACCAGUAACGUCAUCAUUUGGUCCAGAGUUGAUGAAAUUAUAUACGAAACGCACAUUUGUACCUAUUACUCCAGAUUCUAGUAUUGAUUUCGAUGAAUAUUUGAGUAAAUCAGCUAAUGACUCAAAUGAUCGCAAUCCAUUUGAAUCAACCUUUGACAGAGUUGUCAGAAGUGCUAAAUUACCAGCAACAGUUGAUACGAAUCUCCAGCUCGUUGACAGCACAACGGAUUCAAGUGAAGAGCCGCUGGAAUUAAUUCCCAUAGAUACUGAAGUGGAGAAAAAUGUUAGUAGACGAAACUCUAGAUCUAAUUCGGAUGAUUUUCGGAAUGAAAAUCCAGCGGAAACAGAAGCUACUAAACAUGGGACAAAAAAAACGUCAGAUGUAAAUAAAUCACAACCGAGUCACAGUCUGGUGGAUUCCGAGUCAAUAGAAUCCAUUGUUCUCAAUGGCCCUGAAACACAAAACUCUAGCAUUGAUUCCGAUGAUAAUUUUCAGAAACCGGCUGGUAAUAAAUCCGGGGAUCAAAGUCCACUUGAAUAUUCAAGUGAAAGUACCAAAUUACCGGCAACGUCACCCCAUGAUCUAAAUCCACAGUUCGUUGAUACCACGACAGAUUCAAACGAAGAGUCAUUUGAGUUUAUUCCGAUUGAUAAUCCAGAAGUCCAGAUAAAUAUAAACGAUAGGCGUAAAUAUAAGAGUAGUAAUUUAGUUGAUAAUAAGAAAGAAGAUAAAGCUGCUAAAAGUUUGCAAGCGAAGACACGUGUGAGAAAACGGCAAAUUAAAAAUAUUGGUAAAGACAGCAGUGACAGCGACGCCAGUGCCAAGUCAUCCCCAGUACGGAAGACGAGGCGUGCGGUCAAUAAAAUUUAUAAUAGAGUUUCUAGAGACAGAGCUGGAUCUCCAGAAGAUAAAAAUAAAAUUGUCUGUAAGAAAGUUACGGGUGUGAAUGAAUUGAAAGAUUGCUGUGUUAAGUUGACGCGGCUGGAGUUGAAAGAAAAUAGAUUUAAUAAUAAUUAUGAUGAUGAAUUUAAUUCUGUUAAUAGUGACGAUUGUCGGGGUGAUGAUGCUAAUGAUGUAGAAGGCGAUGGUGAUGUCGACAGUGAUAUGAAAACGAAGGAAUGCCGGGUAAGAUUAUCGCGGUUGAAUAAUAAUUCAAAAUUAGGCUUGCAAGCGGAUUUAAUGCAGACGUUUUUGAGCAGCACACCUUGUGACCACAGAGUUGGGUUCAAAAAAUUAAAGCCGACUGUAUCGCCGAUACAGUUACCUGGCAGUGAUAAAAAAAAUUUAACGGUACCGCCGACUAUUUUGCUGAAUGACAGCAACGAGUUAUUUGGAGAUGAGGAUGGACGCAGUCCGGCGAGAAAGAGUUCGAAGAAACUGUCGGAGUCUUCUGAGUCCGUGGUCGAGGACACGUUCAGUGAGCAGAAGAAGCCGGCUGUCAAAGUAAAGCUGAGGCUUAACACCGAGGAAGAGGCGAGUAUUAAAUCAGUUGAUUUAUUUUCUAGUUACUCUGAUGAGCUAUCGAACAAAUCGGGUGACAAUGACCCGAGUGUAGUAAACAGUACUGAUGAUAACGUAUUUGAGGGUAAAGAAUUUAAUGAAGACAAUGGAACCACCAGAAGCUCCUCACGGACUUUAAUUGAUCCGACUUUGUCAGUCGGGCAGACAUCAGCUGAUCCUGAUGUCGAGUCAGUGGAAAUUAAUCAAAAUAGUGGGAUUGACAGUUCACAGCUGUACGAAAUGGAUCAAAGGAGUUCGAUUGAUGACUCGGUGUUACUUGAAAUCGAUGAGGGAAAUAUGGUUGAUAAUUCAAAAUCAUUUGGAAUCACUCGGAGGAUGUCAAGUGCUGACACCAACUCAGAAGUUUAUCAAAAUAAAAAUUCGCAAUUAAUUCAAAUGGAUAAAAAAAAUUUGACAGCUGACUCAGAAGCGUCAGAAAUUAGUCAUAAAUUUAUUGGAAAUUCAAAAUUAUUGGAAAUGGAUCAGAGAAGUUCAAUAGCUGAUUCAGAGCCAUCAGAAAUUAGUCACGAUAAAUUUAUUGGAAAUUCAAAAUUAUUGGAAAUGGAUCAAAGAAGUUCAAUAGCUGAUUCAGAGUCAUCAGAAAUAAGUCAAGAUAAAUUUAUUGAAGACUCAAAAUCAUCUAAAAUGGAUCAGCCAAGUUCUCUAAUUGAUGAAAAUUUAAUAAAUCAAAGUGCGUCAGUUAAUAAUACUAGUUCAGUAAUGAUAAUAAAUGAAAACUCGUCAUUAAUAGAAAACAGCAUGUCAAUUACAGAAGAUACUGCUGAUAAAAAUGACUUGAAUGAUUCAUCAGAAACAGACGAUGAUUACCAUUUAGUUGUGUCCAAUACAUCUUCCAAUAAAGAAGACGACAAUUCUCCAGAAGUGUCAAGCCAAGAAGAUGAUGAUAAGAAAGAUGAAGAGGAGGCUGAGUGCAGCGAAAGUAAAAAUGUCAGUAUCAUAAAACCUUCAGAGCCGAUCGUACUUUUGGAGCGGAUUAAUAGUCUUGGGCAUAUCACCAAAAGACGCAGGGAGUACCAGAGUUGGGCGCGGGACCUAGGCGAUAUUGCGGAAAGCUCUGGGCUGGGGUUGUCUCACGUCGCUGAAGAAACGGAAAAAAUCCCUGAGCAUGUUAACCAAAGAAUAUCUCGCAGGAGAAAUGUCCGAAGUACCAAAACCGCGUUGCCAGUGAGAAGAAGUUCCCGUAUAAAAAGCGACCCCAGUGAACUGGAUGACCGACCCAAGAAAAGUAGAGUGGGAUUUUUGGAGCCGAUAUCUGAUCCCUUUGAUGAGGAUGACAAGAAUGAUGACGCCAAAGUCUUGUACUUAAAACCGGGGAAAUCUUGGGCCCGUUCGCUGUCUAUUUUAAAUAACAUCCGCAAGGAAGAGGAUCUCGACUCGAUGUCUACCGGAAACAAAGGAAAGAAGUGGAGACAGAGCGUUCGAAAUGUCUUGAGCAUGCAGCGACAGAGUGUUGUACAAAGUUGCGUAAAAGAUAAAGAAAAUGACAAGAGUGAACGGCAAACAUUUAGCGACAGAUUGUUGGCAUCAAAACGCAGCAAUGCUCCAAAGGUAUCGAUAGUUAAUAAUAAUGAAGCUGUUGAAUCUGGAGCCGGACGUUUUUUCAGGCGUAUGUCGAUACGCGUUGUACCUAACAGCAAUAAGUACAGUAUAGUAAAUGAUAAAAUAAUCGAAGACUCGUCAUUCCUCAAAGUCUUUGGUAUUUCGACUGACAAGAAUGACGAGGUCCAAAAAAAAUCACUCGCGGCAAAAGAUUCUCUGGUUUAUCAAUUACGAUGUUCAAGUACACCAGCGCUGGACGUCUUACCAGAACCAGUUUCUGCUAGAAAUGUUGUACUUCAGCGAUGCGAUCAGACAGACAGUUUACCUUUCGAGACAUGCUAUCCUGACUCAUAUUUAAAAUACUGCCGCAAAAUAGGAGAAGGAGUCUACGGCGAAGUGUUUCUCUAUGAUAAUAAAAAAGAUAAAUCUGUUAUUAAAAUAAUUCCUAUUGAAGGCAGCGAGCUCGUUAAUGGCGAGCCGCAAAAAAAAUACGGGGAAAUUUUGUCUGAAAUAAUAAUUGCUAAAGAACUACACAAUUUAAGAUUUAAUAAAAUAUAUCAAACAAAUGGAUUUGUCGAAGUUAAAAAUAUAAGAUGCAUUGUUGGUAAAUAUCCACAUAAAUUAUUAGAGUUAUGGGACACUUAUGAUGAGGAAAAAAAUUCGGAAAAUGAUUCCCCGAGUAUGUUUACCGAUGACCAGAUUUAUAUUGCACUAGAACUUGGUAACGGUGGUCAAGAUAUGGAAGCUUUUGUGUUUAAUAAUUCUGCUGAAGCUUACAUAACAUUUUUACAGGCGGCAUUGGCACUCGCGGUAGCGGAAAAGUCACUAGACUUUGAACAUCGCGACAUGCAUUGGGGAAAUAUUUUAAUUUCACGUACGAAUGAAAAACAAGUGUCUUGUCGACUCGGUAAUGAAGAAAUAAGUUUACAAUGUAAUGGUAUAAAAACAACAAUUAUCGAUUUCACGUUGUCGAGAAUGUCGUAUCAAGGAUGCUGUAUGUUCAAUGAUUUGUCUCUCGACCCGGCGUUAUUUACUGCUGUCGGCGAAUAUCAGUUUGAUAUUUACAGAUUAAUGAAAGAAAAAACUGAAAACAACUGGCAGUCAUUUGUACCUUACACAAACAUCCUCUGGCUACAUUACACCCUCGAUAAAAUGGUGACCGCUGUAAGGUAUAAAAAUGUAACGUCGAAAAUUCACAAACAGUCAAUCCAAAAACUCGAGGAAUUAAAAAGUACAAUACUCGAGUACGAAAGUGCCUUUGAUUUUAUAUCUAAUUGUGAUAAAUUGACAAGUCUCAGACGUUCUAUUUGUUAAUUUAUCUCUAAUUAAUAAUAAUAGUAAUUAAUAUUAUUAUUGUUAUAAAAUCUACAGUAUUCAAAAAUAAAUGUUCUCAUGUUAAUUAUGAGUGCAAUAGAAAAAUUUAUUUGAAAAAUUCAAAUAUUUAAAAUACAAGAGCCAACGAUCAAUUUUAAAAACUCAACUUUUAUUAUGCCAUAAAAAAAAACGUUUAUUUAUUUUGUAGCUCAAAGACAUGAAAGUCUGAAGUCAAUAUUUUCAAUUACACAAUUUAUACUUAAAUUUUUUUUACUAAUAAUUUAUCACAAUAAAAAUAUAUGUCGUUUAAAUUUUUGUUAUUUAAAGUAAACUCAAGUUAAUAAAUUAAGGAAUAGAAUUUAUUAAAGUUUAGGUAGGAAAAUAUUUAUUAGUGUUUAAUAAUUAUAAGUAAGUUGCAGUUGAGCGUCAGCAGCAUUCAUCCAAUUGAUUGUAUAUUUUUUAAAUCAUAAUCCACUGUUCUAAAAUUAGCAUCGCUGUCCGCAAAUUAAUAUUUUUUAUUUUGUACCAAUCACUUGACGACUCAAUGAUCUAUCAAUUUAUCUUCCGCUGUUAAAUUAAUAAAUUAUUAUAAAUAAUGAUAAUAAUACUCAUAGACUUAAUUAAUGUUAUCUAUUAACAAUUUAAAAUAUAUUUACAUGCACAGUAACAAUUAUUAGGCUCUUCAGAUUCUAAAUUUAAAUUAUCAAUGUUACUAGCUAUUGUCAUCUCCAUCAUUAUAUUGUUCAGUUGACCUGUCCUGAUUUUUAUCACUCAGGGCUUGCGAAUCUAUUAAAUUUUAUUGAGUAUAUUUGUAACAUUAAUUUUUAAAUAUAAAAUAUAAGAAAUUGUAAUGCCAUAGUAUAGGCCAUUAGCAAUAUGUCUCAUAUUUAUUUAUGCAUUGAGAACGCUCUCAAUGUCCCCCAUAUUUCAAAAAUAACCAAUGACUUUUCACUGCGGUAUCUAUGGUUUUAAGGAACUUUUUUUUCUUCGGGUCAAGAUCCUAGGCUGCAGUAACGAGAGUAGUUCGGUGGUCGCCACAAGAUAGCGCCCAGCCACUUGUGGUGUCCCUGGUAAGAUAUAUUUCAGAAUUUUUAUAUGUUAAACUUGAAAACCAAUUAGGUCAUGGUAUUCCUGUUUGAUUUGACAGAUUAUCAAGAGCCUUUUUUAAAUGUAAAUUAGUAGAUUCUUCAUUACAUCAUGCUCUUAUUGUUUCCUCGAUAUUAAAAAAAAACAAAUUUAAGGUACUUUACUUAGGUAAAAUAACCAAACCCUAACUUUUCAAAAAGUUUCAUGUCUUGAUUUUACAUAUUCAAAUUUAGUGUUUUCCAGACCAAAUAAACUUGAUUCAUUAAUUGGUAGUGAAAUUUGCGUUGACUUGAAUCAGCAAGGAUAUAAAUAAAUAUCAAAUUUAUUGUAUAAAAUGAAAUAAAAUAAAUAAAAUUUAAUAUAAUUUAUUAAAUUAAUUUAAUUUAUUUUAUAGAAUUAAAUUUGUUGGGUCUCAAAUUUAUUAUCUUAAAUAGAUCUUAAACAAUGAAGUACCAGUUGAUUGCUAGUUUUCUUGGUUGGGUCAGUCAAUUUGUG